GGGCCGCCGUGCUGUGUUCUCUCCUCCUUUUCCUGAGGUCUGUGUAGGGAGCAAGACUGCUUGGGACGCAGGCUGCUGCUGGGGCUCUGAGUCCAGGGCAUGCUCCAAUCACAUCAGGUUUCCCAUCAUCAUGCUCAGCAUCAAAGACUUUAACCUUCAAGUGGAUGAGGACGACCCCCCUGUGAACCUGCUGUCUGCUGCCAGAAAUGAGUCCCACUGCUGAUAGGACCAGGGAGCAAAGGCCUGUCUGGAUCUCCACUGGGCCGAGUCAGGACAGGGACAGCCAUGGCCAAGAGAGACUACUUGGUGGAAGCAGCCAAGCAGAUUCGCAUGGCUCUGGACAGGGAGGUCAGUGAAGAUUACGAGGCUGCCUUCAGCUACUACAAGAACGGGGUGGAUCUGCUGCUCAAUGGAGUUCAAGUGGACCCUAACAAGGAGCGUCGAGAGGCAGUGAAAAGGAAGACGACUCAGUAUCUGAAGAGGGCAGAGGAAAUCUUUAUCUCCCACCUCCAAGACAACCUGGGGAAGGGGAACUCUCACCUAGGGGGUUACAGCAGUCUGAGAUUCCGGCCAAUCAGACACCUGAGCUCCCCAGUGGAGGAUCUGGAGAUGUGUAAAGUGGUGGGGAUUAUCGAUAAGGUCCUGAUUGUCCAAAGCCUGGUAACCAAGGAGAGAUGUAUUGUAAAAUGCCUGCCCAAGUCGAGCUGGGAAAGCCGAGACCAGCCCACUAUCAUCCCCCAAGGGGUCCCCUACAUGGUGAAGCUGCUCCGGUACUACGUCAGCCAGGACUCUGUGUACCUCCACCUGGAGCAUGUACAGGGUGGUACGCUUUUCUCCAAACUACACAAGGCCCGGAAUGAACGAGCCAAGGAGCACCCAGAAUGCUCCAGUCCCAGCCAGCAGAGGAUCAAACUGAAGAACAGUUACACCUCCCCUACCAUCAGUUCAGACUACCAGCAGAAUGACAGAGGGGGCACAGGGACAACCUAUCUCCUGGAGAGCGAGAACGAUGAGAGCCCCGACUCGGACUCCCCUGAGUCCUGGCAUGAGGCUCAGCAUCGACUGGAGAGUUGCAGGACCCACUCCUACUGUGAGGAGACAGGGUGCCUGCAGAACAACUCCAGGCCGGCAGCACCACACACCACACAUCCUUCUUCACCUGGGCAGACCAGGACAGACAUCCAUCCCCAUUGUCACCCGGCAGGCCACGGUCAGUGUUUGCCCGGUGAAUCUCAGGACAGGACUACCCUCCCCGGUCACUCGUGCAUCGAUCAGGCCCCUACUGUCAUUUCUGAGCCCUGUGGAAAGGCCACCGCGGAAGAGAAAAUGAAGUCCAGUUCAGAUUUAGAUGUAGCAUGGAAGGCAGCUGGCCCCACCGGGACUAAGGAGGGUUCAGUCUCGUAUGCAGUGGUUGGUUCUGACUCAGCGGCAGCUAAACCCGUACCUCAUACAACCCAUACCUCUACCGUUGGUGCAGCGUCAACAGCGAACUUAAAGGAUCAUUCUGUCCAUGUACACUGGCAGAGAGGUCACGUUCCCACCUCACUGCAAUCACCCCACAGUCCAAAACAGAUUAGUGACCGCGCAACUUGGACCUCCGAUGGCUCGCGGCGAGGCAGUGGUUCAGGGACCAACGUGGUUAUAGAGAAACACCGGGGGAAAGUACAGGAUGAGCAAGUGAACCAUCACUGUACAGACGAGACCCAGGUGAACUUGAAAAGCAAGAAUCCGGAGAUACCCCAGCCUGGCAGACCUAGGUGUCCCUAUUCAGUCCCUCACUGUCACAGUGCUGGGAAACAGCAGGGGACCCAGUCAGGCAUCUCCCUGGCACUCACAGGGGCGAAGGGGGAGGAGGUGGAGGAGGGAUGGGAGCUGCUGAGCCCUAUGAAUAGGAAUAUUCCCCCAGGGAAAGGGUCAGUGUGUGAACCCAGCAACCCUGGCCCCACACCACAGUGUCGGAAGGGGGACAUGGAUGCUUUCCUAAAAUCAGAGGGAUCAUACGGACAUGCUGACGAUCAGAUCAUUGAGGUGGAGGGCUGGUGCCACCUGCCCCAGUUCCCAGCCAAGGCAUCCAGAGAACGAGACAGGAGCAGGCAGGGCUGCUCAGGGCUGCCCGAGGCAGAGGUGCGUCUGAUAGGUGCUCAGAUCCUUCUGGCCCUGGAGAGUCUUCACCAGCAGGGUGUUGUGUGCCGAGACCUCAACCCAAAGAAUAUCCUGCUUACCAGCAAUGGAAAGGUCUGCCUGACAUUCUUUGGCCAAUGGAGUGAAGUUCAGUCAGAAAUUAACUCCAAAGCUAUGGAACAGAUGUACUGUGCCCCAGAGAUAGGAGGUGUGUCCAAAAUAACAGAAGCUUGUGAUUGGUGGAGUUUGGGGGCAUUGCUGUUUGAACUUCUUACUGGAAUGCCCCUGUGGCAGUUCCACCCAGCCGGGGUGCAUUCUCACACACAGCUCCUGAUCCCAGACCACCUGAGUACUGCCGCUGCCUCCCUGCUCACUGAACUACUGCAGUUUGACGCUGGCUAUCGCCUGGGCUCUGGAGGUGGUGGUGUGAGUGACAUCAAGUGUCAUCCGUUCUUUAAUGGUGUCUCCUGGAAGGCACUAUCCAGUUAGUAUGCCAGUAGACUAAAUGUGUCUCUGGCCUGAAUGCAGCCUAAUCCAGGUUCAUACACAUACAGUCAUGUGAUAAAGUACACCCUCUGGAAAGUUUGCCAUUUUAUAUUAUUUUGUUUAUUAUACAGAUAUUUGAGCUAAAUUCCAACCACAUUCAUUGAUAAAGUUAACCCAGUUCAACAAAUUACACAAAAACAAUUCAACUUUGAAAUGUAUGCUAUUAAAAAACAGAAAUGCAAUUUUCUUAUGCGGAAAAGUUAGUACACCCCUACUUAGAUAACAUUUUAUUAUGGUGCACCAACACAAGUAACACAAGUGCAAAUUAAAACAAAAAAUUCUACAGAAAAUUCCAGACCACAGGCAAUCUACGCCACUGCAAAUGCAGGCCAACGGCUGAUUGAUAGACGCUCAUAGAAGUCUCUAGAAACCCCAGGGCAACAUCAAGUGAUCUGCAGACAACUUUUGCCACAAAUGUUUGAAUGCCUCAGAAAGAAACAACACAAAUGUGGCCUACAUGGUAGGUCAGGAAGGAAGUAGCACCUGCCCUUAAAAAUAGAAUAUCAGGAAACGAAUAGUUUAGUUUUUUAACCACCUGGGUAAAAAAAAUAAACUAUUGGAACAAUGUGCUCGAGACAGAUGAGUCAAAGGAGGAGGUAUAUAGGCAGUAUGGUUUGAGGCAGUUGGUGGCCUCAGAGCCUGGCCAACUUGCCGUCAUUGACUCAACCAUGAAUUCCAUGUUGUCUGAGAUUUCUUGAGGAAAAUAUGAAACCAUUUGUGAAAACGCUGAAGCUGAACCAGACGUGGAUCUUGCAACAGGACAAUGUUUAAAAAAACACAAGCAAAGCUAAACCAGAGUCACACACCCAAAAAGAAAAUGGAGGGUUAAAGGAAUGGAAAGCCCAGAUCUCAAUCCUAUUGAAAUGCUGUGGAGGGACUUGAAGUGGGUUGUGCAUGCAAGAAAGCCUUCCACGGUUGAAGAGUACUAAAAAUUAUUCUGUCAAUGGAAGAUUUUCACUCUACAAGAAACAGCAACAUUAAGUUAUUUCAGCAAAAGGGGGCAACACCAGCUGUUGAAUCUAGGUGUACUUACCUUUUUUUUUUACACUAAGACAUUGUAUUGCAAAAUAUAAUCACUUUCACUGAAAUGUGUUAAAUUAGGUUACUUUUAUCCGUCAAUAGUUUUGAAGUGAAGAUUACAUCUGCAUAAAUAUGUACAAGACUUUCCAAGGGGUAUAGUUUUUCACAUGACUGUAAAGACCUCUGAGCAGAUCCCCUCCUGUCCGUAUUGUUGUAUUAAUUACAAUCUAAAAGACAACACUGAUAUUUAAUCAGUAUUCCUACUCUGAGGCUCUGUGGACAAACAGCACACCCUUGUGGCUGAAGGAAAUGAAGGCCCCUGGCCCCUCUACUUCCUGAGCAUCUUAACCAAAGUGACAAGUUUCUAGAUGACAACUUGAACUAAAAGCAGACACCUAGCAAACAGGUCAGCCCUGCAACAACCAACCUCUGCAGGAUUCUCUUGGAAACCUUCAUUUUGAAUGAUAGAGGCCAAAACAAACAUAGCAGGCCUUUUGACAUAAAUUGGGGCAAAAUUAGUUAUGGUACAGUCUUGGGUGACUUUUUGCGUACUUCUGUUGUAUAAAUCACAUGCAAUACUACUAUUUUAACUUAUCCAUGCAUAUCAUAAUUAUCAUUACCAAGCAUGAAAACUGAUGUUUUUCAAUGUCCAACAUUGACUGCACUGACACGUUUUUGACUGUCAGCCAAUGGCUGUGAUGAUAAUCUGUGUUAACAUGGUUAAUAAAAAUAAGCAACAGCUAUUUUCUGUGUUUGUCUUCAAUAGAUGCUCAUGUUGGAAAUUUGUUCUAAAUAUAUUUCAACCACAGCUCAGUGUACCCACUUCCUGAGUUAAGUGACUUGUGGCUUGUUGUAUCUUUUAAAUUAAUGUCAUCUUCCAAGGCCUGGUAGCAUCUAUUGAAAGUCCACACCAGUCCAGUGGGUUAAUUCAUUAUUCUUAACACCAUAAAUAAAGCGCAUCCUGUAAAAAAAGACACCAGUGUGAGUAAACCGAAGACCCCAAAAAAAGUUAUGAUUGUUUAAAAUAUUUGUUUCUUUAAAACAUUUUGGUUUUCUUUAGAGCUUUAACUUAUCUUUGGGCCCUCAAACUCUACUCUGGACCUUGAGACCAGUUCCAUUUUAUUUUUUGGUUGCAAACCCCUAAUCAGGGACUGAUUUAUACCAGACACACCAUUGGGUAACAUCAAUGAUGAGGUAGAACAGAAAACCUGCAGGCUCUGGCCCUUGUAGGGUAAGAGUUGAAUUCCCGUCCCAGGGUAAACAUGCUUUAAAAGGACCCACUGUAUCCAUGUAAUAUAGCAUUGAAAGGAUAGGAUAUAGCCUUACCUAUUUUUCAAUGGUGUCUCCUGGAAGCCACUCUCCAGUUAGAAUGCCAGUGGUCUAGAGGUCUCUGGCUCAAAUGCUGCUUAAAACUGGUUCAUAUGCAAAAACAGUCACAAUAGGGAUGCUGAUCUUGAAAGAGUUUCCCCAUCAGUCCAUAUAAUUUUAUUCAGUACAGUCUAAAAGGCAACAUAGAUCAUUGAAUAGUACUCCUACUGUAACGGGUGGAUGUGGGCCCUCUUCACUGCAUCCUCAAGUUGAGCAAACAGUGCACCCUUGUGGUUAAAGAAAAAUGAAGGCCCUGGACUGGAACUACUUCCUGAGCAUCACCAAAA
This is a messenger RNA of Esox lucius (northern pike), 5342 nucleotides long. It is a transcript of the gene rps6kl1, whose product is annotated as ribosomal protein S6 kinase-like 1. The transcript has 12 exons. Gene Ontology annotation, biological process: protein phosphorylation. NCBI's taxonomy places the organism in Eukaryota, Metazoa, Chordata, Actinopteri, Esociformes, Esocidae. Gene Ontology annotation, molecular function: protein kinase activity; ATP binding. The coding region runs from base 286 to 2610 and encodes 774 amino acids. The record is from RefSeq and is a predicted model, not a curated record.